Trichoderma atroviride IMI 206040 is the source of this 572-nucleotide messenger RNA. NCBI's taxonomy places the organism in Eukaryota, Fungi, Ascomycota, Sordariomycetes, Hypocreales, Hypocreaceae. The record is from RefSeq and is a predicted model, not a curated record.
AGGUUUAGCCGUCGAGGCGACGCGGGGGAGUUGCUGGUCGUGCUUGCGCAGUCGAGGAGGCUCCAAGGCUCUAGACGCUCGCUCUGGCCGCGCUCUUAGGGCCCUGCGGGUAUCUGUUCAGCGAUCCGGCAGCCGUAGGGGCACUGCCAUCUACCUGUAACCUGCCCGCUAAACCGGCCGACCUGUAGCAGUGGAGCCGCUUUCCCUGUCCCUAGGUCUGAUGGAGAGCAGCUGAAAUCAACGCCAAAACAGAACCAGCAGAACUCGCAAACCCGAUAAUGGCCAGCUCCAGGCCUGCAAAUCAAACUCAAUGGGCAGGACACCUUUCUGGAUUUGAUGCAGCCCGCGCUUCUCUCUCUGGGGUCCUCUGUAUUGCCCAAGCUCCCAGGCCUUUCGUUUCCUACCGCUACAGUGCUCUUGCUACUGUGGCCACUGGCCAAUCGGAAGUGUUUCAGCCCUCGCCAGCAAGCGCGUGAUGCGUAAAUUACGUACCUCCUAACUGGGGCCUCAAUUUAAAGGUUGCAAGCACACAGUGCGUCAUGGCCCGGUCGCGUACUGUCCCCACCAUUCCU